Messenger RNA from Pseudogymnoascus verrucosus, 1912 nucleotides. RefSeq lists its product as uncharacterized. Gene Ontology annotation, molecular function: pyridoxal phosphate binding; L-kynurenine:2-oxoglutarate transaminase activity. NCBI's taxonomy places the organism in Eukaryota, Fungi, Ascomycota, Leotiomycetes, Thelebolales, Thelebolaceae. The coding region runs from base 416 to 1795 and encodes 459 amino acids. The transcript is spliced from 5 exons. Gene Ontology annotation, cellular component: mitochondrion; cytoplasm. The record is from RefSeq and is a predicted model, not a curated record. Gene Ontology annotation, biological process: biosynthetic process.
GUCGCAUGCAAUGCUUAUCAAUCUAUGAUAGCAGUAUAAAGUCGAAGCAGUAUCAGAGGUGGCUCAAUCGCAGUAAGUUGGCGGCAAGCUGGCGGCAAGCGUAUAUACAAUAGUCGUGGACACAAUGAUGAAGCUGAAGCAACCAUGCAAGGGUGUUCGGCUGUACCCUGCGUGGUUCUGGGCAACAUAGUUCCGCCGAUUCCGGCCUCCAUUUAGUGGACCUUAGGACAUCAUACCCCGCCAUGUUACCCCAACUCGAUUGCGCAAGAGCUAAUGGUCCAAUUGCAUUGCUGGUAGAUGACUACGGAACUAGAAUUCUAAAGCCUUGAAUAACCUCCUCUUCUUCCCCGCCAUCACAGCCUCGUCGCGCCUCUGCUUCCUCUUGCUCUGAACCUUUCCAACAGGAGAGCUAUUCAUGAAACUUCAACGAAGCUCUCCCAUUCUCUCCAGCUUUCUUGCAUUGAGAAACAACAAACAUACACAAACUACGCACCUGGCUGUGAGAAGCUUCAGCAAUACGAUGGACAACAGAGCGAAGCUGCUACCUGCGGCUAGGGUCUCCAAUAACAGACAAGAUGUGUGGACAAUUGUGAAUGAGGCUGCUGCCGCGUCUCCAAAGCAGCCAAUUGUCAACAUGGGGCAGGGCUUCUUCGGAUACAACCCCCCCAAGUUCAUUACAGAUGCUGCCAAAGCUUCCCUGGAUAGAGUCGAGUGCAACCAAUACUCCCCCACGACAGGUCGUCCAUCUCUGAAGAAGGCACUCGCCGAUGCCUACUCUCCCUUCUGGGGCAGAGAAAUCGACCCUGUCACUGAGGUCACAAUCACCACUGGUGCAAAUGAGGGCAUGCUGAGUGCCUUCAUGGGCUUCAUCGAGCCAGGAGACGAGGUCAUCGUAUUCGAGCCCUUCUUCGACCAAUACAUCAGCAACAUCGCCAUGCCCGGCGGAAAGGUCGUAUAUGUCCCCCUCCACCCACCUGUAAACGGUGCCACCGAGACCUCCUCAGCAGGAGAAUGGUCGAUCGACUUCGACGAGCUCAAGGCCGCCGUAACUUCCAAGACCAAGAUGAUCGUCCUCAACACCCCCCACAACCCCGUCGGCAAAGUCUUCUCCAAAGACGAGCUCCUCAAGAUCGGCCAGCUGUGCGUCGAGAACAACAUCAUCAUCCUCUCCGACGAAGUCUACGACCGCCUCUUCUACGUCCCAUUCACCCGCAUCGCCACUCUCUCCCCCGAAAUCGAGCGCCUAACUCUCACCGUCGGCUCAGCAGGCAAGAACUUCUACGCCACAGGCUGGCGCGUCGGCUGGCUCAUCGGUCAACCCCACCUCAUCAAGUACGUCGCCGCAGCCCACACCCGUAUCUGCUACAGUUCCGUGUCUCCCCUCCAAGAGGCCUGCGCCAUCGGCUUCAACGAGGCCGACAAGAACGGGUUCUGGACCGAAGCCAAGGCCGAGAUGAAGGCCAAGAUGGAUCGCUUCAAUGAGAUCUGGCCCGAGCUUGGCCUACCUUACUCUGAGCCCGAGGGCGGUUACUUCGUUCUCGUCAACUUCAGCAAGGUCAAGCUGCCGGAGGAUUACCCCUUCCCUGCCCAUGUUGCGAACAGGCCGCGGGACUUCAAGCUCUGCUGGUUUUUGAUCCAGGAGGUGGGCGUAGCGGCGAUUCCACCGACGGAGUUUUAUACUGAGCAGAAUGCACACUUGGCGGAGGAUUAUCUGAGAUUCGCGGUUUGCAAGAAUGAUGAUGUUUUGGACACGGCUAAGGAGAGACUGAGGGGUCUGAAGAAGUACAUCCAGUAGAUUGUGAUAGAUAUGUGUGCUUGGUAGCUAGCGAUUAGAAGAAUUAAAGGCGUCGGCCAUAUAAACUUGAGUUCUUAUAUAUUUGUUUCAAGCGGACCGCUGAUAUCCAUAUCCUAC